GUAAAUAUUAUAUUUAAAUCAAGUACGGUGGCCCAUUGAUUUCCCAACCAUUCAAUGCUUUAGUGGUUUUCAGGUCAACCCGUAGUUCAAUUUUGCUACGCUCUCUGGAAGCCUCUCCAUUGUUGAUAGCAGUCCGUGUGCGCACAGAAGUUGUUCCUUCAGGCAAUCGGAUCUCCGGUGACACCCAACGAAGAACCCAGCUAAAACCCAUGGCGCUACUUCAGACUCCGGGUAACGGCGGGCCCUUGUUCGCCGAGGUCGAUAUGGGCGCCGAGGCCUCAGCCACCACCGUCCGUGCCACCGUCGUACAAGCCUCCACUGUCUUUUACGACACCCCCGCCACUCUAGAUAAGGCUGAGAGAUUGCUAGCAGAAGCAGCCUCAUACGGAUCACAGCUUGUUUUGUUUCCGGAAGCAUUUGUUGGUGGUUACCCACGAGGAUCAACUUUUGGUGUUGCAGUUGGUACUCGUUCAGUAAAGGGUAAAGAGGAAUUCCGGAAGUAUUAUGCUGCAGCCAUUGAUGUGCCUGGUCCUGAAGUUGACAGAUUAGCUGCAAUGGCCGGAAAGUAUAAGGUAUAUUUAGUGAUUGGCGUGAUAGAGAGAGACAGAUAUACUCUCUAUUGUACAGUUCUGUUUUUUGAUGCUCAAGGUCAUUAUCUUGGAAAACAUCGGAAAGUUAUGCCAACAGCAAUGGAGCGUGUAAUUUGGGGGUUUGGAGAUGGGUCAACUAUUCCAGUUUAUGAAACUCCUGUCGGAAAAAUAGGUGCUGCAAUUUGCUGGGAAAAUAGAAUGCCACUUCUAAGAACAGCACUGUAUGCUAAAGGCAUUGAAAUAUAUUGUGCACCUACUGCUGAUGCGAGGGAAACAUGGCAAGCAUCAAUGACUCAUAUUGCUCUUGAGGGUGGAUGUUUCGUGUUAUCUGCAAACCAAUUCUGUCGAAGAAAAGACUACCCACCUGCCCCUGAAUAUGUGUUUUCUGGCACAGAAGACGAUUUAACACCAGAUUCUGUUGUCUGUGCUGGGGGUAGUGUUAUUAUUUCUCCAUCAGGGACUGUUCUAGCAGGACCUAAUUAUGAGAGUGAGGCACUCAUCUCAGCGGAUUUAGAUCUUGGAGAAAUAACAAAGGAAAAGUUUGCUUUUGAUGUGGUUGGGCAUUAUUCAAGACCCGAAGUCCUUAGCUUAAUUGUAAGGGAUCAUCCUGUGAGUCCCGCCACUUUCACAUCUGCAGCUGUACGAACAGAUGGCUCUCAGAAGGAGGAGUCGAGAUCUUUCCAUCAACAAACAAUUUGAUUUAUGCAUGCAAAAAUGUGUCCUCUACAACAAUAAAAACUUUACAGGUUGCUCUGUUACACCAUCUUCUUCACAUUAUCAGAUGAAUGGCUAUUGUUGUAUCGUGUUGUAUUGAUGAAUUUGCUCUGGCAUUGACAUCGUGUUUAAGUUGAUAUACCUAAAAUAUGUUGUUAACUGUUUCAACUGAAAAGCCAAUAUGGCUAUGUAUUUAUGAUCCUGUUGUUGAAAUUGAUGUGCCAUAUGAAACUGCAUCUCUUGUUUAUUUUAACAAA
Messenger RNA from Malania oleifera, 1561 nucleotides. Its product is annotated as bifunctional nitrilase/nitrile hydratase NIT4B. Gene Ontology annotation, biological process: detoxification of nitrogen compound. The record is from RefSeq and is a predicted model, not a curated record. Bases 210 to 1289 code for a protein of 359 amino acids. Lineage: Eukaryota; Viridiplantae; Streptophyta; Magnoliopsida; Santalales; Ximeniaceae. The transcript has 5 exons. Gene Ontology annotation, molecular function: nitrile hydratase activity; nitrilase activity.